This is a messenger RNA of Fraxinus pennsylvanica, 1602 nucleotides long. NCBI's taxonomy places the organism in Eukaryota, Viridiplantae, Streptophyta, Magnoliopsida, Lamiales, Oleaceae. The record is from the annotation of a GenBank genome assembly.
AUGGACGAAGAAGACCAAGGGCUUGUAAAGGGAAGUGGGAACAAGUUACAAUUGACAGUAGAUGAAGUGGUUGAAGAAUAUGUAGGAUCAUUUGGAUUUUCACAACUGGUUCAUGUAUUUUUGGUGUCAUUGGCUUGGAUUUUUGAUUCCCACAACACUUUGGUCACUAUAUUUACUGAUGCACAACCACAAGGCUGGAAAUGUAUUAGCCCAUUAUGUGAUGAAAAUGAAGCUUCUGUUUGUGGAUUAGAACCAGGAACUUGGGAAUGGGCUGCUGGGAAUUCAAGCUCUACUAUUGCUGAAUGGGGACUGGUGUGUGAUCAAAAAUUUCGUGCUGCUCUACCAGCAUCACUCUUCUUCCUUGGUUCCUUACUAGGGUCAGCUGUCUAUGGUAGGCUAGCAGAUGGAUUCUUGGGAAGAAAAAGAACAGUGCUGCUUUCGUGUCUUCUAACCUCUGCAACAACUUUUCUCACUUCACUCUCUCCAAAUAUAUGGAUAUACUCUCUCCUCCGUUUCGCCAAUGGAUUUUCUAGAUCAGGCAUUGGCAUAUGUUGUCUUGUACUCUCAACAGAAGCCGUUGGCCGCAAAUGGCGCGGUCAAGUCGGCCAAUAUGGCUUUUUUUUCUUCACCGCAGGCUUUCUUUCGCUUCCUUUGAUUGCUUAUCCAACUAGAACUUGUUGGAGAAACAUAUACAAGAUCAUCUCGUUCCUUCCUCUAGUGUAUGCCGUUUUUAUACUUGUGCCCUUUGUAUCGGAGUCUCCUCGUUGGCUUCUAGUCCGAGGUAGAAGCGAAGAAGCUCUUGAUGUAUUGAAAAGAUAUGCCAAAGUGAACGGGAAGAAGUUACCUCCAAAUCUAAGUCUCCUAGAACCUUCUUCUUGUGCUAACAAAGUGGCUGGUCAGGGCACAAAGAACUUAUGGAACACUAACUGGGCUGCUAAAAGAAUGGCUAUAGUUAUGAUUACUGGCUUUGGAGUUGGUUUUGUCUAUUAUGGAGUUCAACUCAACGUCGAAAACCUGAACUUUAACCUCUACUUCACGGUAGCCAUUAAUGCAAUGAUGGAGAUCCCAGCUGUUUUUAUUGGCAGUGUACUCUUGAGCUUCACCAACCGUCGUUUGCUCUUCUCCCUAUCGGCUUACAUUGCUGGAAUUUCAUGUAUCCUCUGCACUAUAUUCUCAAGUACGUCGCACAAAAAAGGGAAUCAAUCAAAAGGUAGUUUAGCUCAACUAACUAUCGAAGCAAUAGGCUUCAUGGCUGCUUCAACUGCAUUUGAUGUGAUGUACGUAUAUUGCGUGGAGCUUUUCCCCACAAACGUGAGAAAUUUCGCAGUUUCUAUGCUGCGACAAGCCUUGAUGCUAGGCGCGUCUAUCGCUCCUCUACUAGUUGUCGUUGGUCGACUAAGCCCGUCUCUUUCUUUUCUUGUAUUUGGGGUACUAUCCAUUUUCAGUGGAAUGACAAGCCUGUGGCUUCCUGAGACCCUGAACUCCCCACUCUAUGAGACUUUGGAUCAACAAGAAGAGGAAGAAAAAUUCAAUACUAUUAGUGAUGACAUGGAAAUAGAACUGGGCAAGGAGAUAAGUAACACGAGUGUAUUUACAAUUUAG